Messenger RNA from Nothobranchius furzeri (turquoise killifish), 2465 nucleotides. Its product is annotated as transcription termination factor 1. The record is from RefSeq and is a predicted model, not a curated record. NCBI's taxonomy places the organism in Eukaryota, Metazoa, Chordata, Actinopteri, Cyprinodontiformes, Nothobranchiidae. Gene Ontology annotation, biological process: termination of RNA polymerase I transcription. Gene Ontology annotation, molecular function: chromatin binding. Gene Ontology annotation, cellular component: nucleolus.
GUGACAACCCAGGAAGUGGAGCAAGCACUCUGUCCUCGUGCAGCAGCAGAGCCGAGUGUGCACAAACCCACCCGAUCGUUCUGGUCGGAAUCCUGAAUCAGAUGUUUGUUUAUGUUUGUUGACCAUCACGUGGCCUGGAUCAGAGGAGGGAAUCUGACUGGAAGCAAAACGGAACCGAAUCUUAUUUGGAACUGAAUCAGAAUCCGGGUGAGGAUCUGGAACGGAAACCAGGAGGAUCUGCUGCGUGUUGUUGUUGCCAUGGCAGCCGUAGAGUUCUCAGCUUCCUCUAAGAAGAUGAAGAAGAAGCGGGAGCUGGAGGGUCUGGUGGAAUGUUCUGAUCCGAUCAACAGUGUAACUCCUGUGAUGGUGAAGAAGAAGAAGAACAAGAAGCAAAAAAACUCUGAGGUGGAGGUGGAGAAGGUGGCGGAGGAGUUGAGCCUUCACCCCGAUGAACUGAUGCAAAGUCCAAGCAAGAAGAAGAAGAAAAUAAGCUCGGAGGUGGAGGAGGAAUUAAGUCUUCACCCCGAUGAACUGAUGCAAAGUCCAAACAAGAAGAAGAAGAAAAGAAGCUCUGGGGUGGAGGAGGUGGAGGAGGAGUUGAGUCUUCACCCCGAUGAACUGAUGCAAAGUCCAAACAAGAAGAAGAAGAAAAGAAGCUCUGGGGUGGAGGAGGUGGAGGAGGAGUUGAGCCUUCACCCUGAUGAACUGAUAAAAAGUCAGAACAAGAAGAAGAAGAAGAAAAGAAGCUCGGAGGUGGAGGAGGAAUUGAGUCUUCACCCUGAUGAACUGAUGCAAAGUCCAAAUAAGAAGAAGAAGAAAAGAAGCUCUGGGGUGGAGGAGGUGGAGGAGGAGUUGAGCCUUCACCCCGAUGAACUGAUAAAAAGUCAUAAGAAGAAGAAGAAGAGAAGCUCUGGGGUGGAGGAGGUGGAGGAGGAGCUGAGUCUUCACCCUGAUGGACGGAUACCAAAUCCAAACAAGAAGAAAAGACAAGAUAUGGAGUGUGUGGCGGAGGUGACACCACCAGAUGAAAAGAAGAAGAAACCGAUGACUGUCACCAUGGCAACCGGCUCAAACCACAAAGCAGCCAGAAAGAAGAAGAAAAAAGAUGUCAGCCUGAAACCGGAAGAAGAAAAGAAACGUAGGAAGAAGACAGGAAAGAAGAGACAGGGGAAUGAUCAAGAUGAAGAUGGUGAAGAACGCAUCAACUGGAUCCUUGUGGAUCAGCUGCAGGAGUUUAUUCCAGAUGUGAAGACGCAAGCUUCUGAUGUCAUCAAGAGGAUGCUGAAAUACGACCUUCACCGCUUCCAGACCUUCCGAGAACAAGGUGUGGCUCUGCGCUUUGGGAGGUACUCUAAGGAGGAGAAUCGAAAAAUCGUGGAAAAUGUAUCUGAUUUCCUAGCGCUGACGGGUAUCAGCUCAGCCACCGAUCUUCUGUUUCCUCAACGGUUGCAAGAGAAGGGAUUGGAGAUUAAGAGGCUUAGAGCCCAACAUCACUUCUUUGAGAGCAUUGCAGAUGGAAUCCCACGUCCCUGUGCCAGGGUCUACACUCGAGCCAGGAAGAUGUUUGACAGCAGAAACUAUCUGGGCAGGUACUCCGAGAAUGAGAUGAAAGAUCUCAGGAAGUUCCAGAAGCUCCAUGGUAACAAAUGGAAAGUCAUUUCAGAGCUCAUGGGCCGCAGCAUGCUGUCACUGCAGAAACGCUUCGUUACCAUGGAUGCAGAGACCGGUCAGUGGACAGAGGACGAAAUGUCACGGCUAAAGGAGGCAGUCAAGGAUUACCUGGAGUCUCUGGUCCCUCGAGGUUCUCCUAGUACUGCGUUGACCCUGGACCAGCUGUGCAAAAACCUACCCUGGAAAGACAUCAGUCUGAAGGUCCAGACUCGGUCCUGGGUCCAGUGUCGCGUCAAAUGGUUCAUCUUCUUGAAACAUCGAAUGACUGGAAACUUCUCUAACAGAGGACCUGAAAGCUUUCGUGCCAAGAUCUGCCUCAUCAACACGUUGUACAACAUGGAUGUGGAUGACCCUGUUGACAUCGACUGGGAUGAAGUCGCUCAGGCUGUCGGGAGGGCCACCCCUUUCUCUGUCCAACAGAUGUUCACCACCCUGAAGCGUCACAGAGUUCCGAACUGGUCCCGUUUAUCCUACGCAGACAUCAUCGACUACCUGAAGUGUCAUGAGGUUCCUUACUUAACAAGCAAAUUAAAAAUCUGGGAUGAGAGGGCGGAGCUACAAGUGCAACAGGGAGAGAACAGGUACUAUGUGAGUGACAUCUUCGACGAGGAUUGUGACAGCUGACAAAAUGGACAUCUGCUACAAAAACUGACAGGCCCCGCCCAGCUGAGUUCUCCGACCUUGAACAGGAUGUGAAUAUGCUUUUAUUUUGAAGAUUUCUGUAAAAUGAUGCAUUAUUGAAUCUGUAAACAGAUUAUUUUUAAACUGAAAUAAAGUGAGCUUGAUGCUUUGAA